GCCAAAAAAGGAUGACUAGUGACUACGCAUCAGAUCAUAGCGGUUCUUAUCAAACGCAACAGCCAUUUGAAGUUUAGAAACGCCCGAGGGGUACCGUUCGGAGUCAUAUGCAGCAGCUCAAAGUCAGCCCCAUAUAGCACACAGCAGUGAGUAGACCCAGUAGUGUGUAGCACUGCUAUUCCCUCAGAGGAAAUUCAUCAAACACAGGAAACAUGGAUCUGGGUUUUCUUCUCCACGCCCUCAUUCCGUCAUGGAACUCGGUUGCUAUCCUAGCCACAUUCUUCGCGUACUUGGCCAUUGUCGGAUCUAUACUACCUGGGAAAGUUGUUCCCGGUGUGAUCUUACAAGACGGUAGCCGUCUUCACUAUCGCUGCAACGGUUUGCUGUCACUUCUUAUGCUGGUUGGGCUUCUUGGGAUUGGUGCAAAGAUGGAUUACAUAUCACCCACUGCAAUAUCAGACAGAGGACUUGAGCUGCUAUCAGCAACUUUUGUGUUCAGUUUUCUUGUGACCUUGGUACUCUAUGCUGCUGGCUGCAAGUCAAGCAAUCAGGGUUCUUCCCUGAAACCUCAUUUCACAGGGAAUCUAAUACAGGACUGGUGGUUUGGAAUUCAGCUGAAUCCCCAGUUUUUGGGCAUCGACCUCAAAUUUUUCUUUGUCAGAGCUGGAAUGAUGGGCUGGCUACUUAUCAACCUAUCAGUUCUAGCAAGAAGCAUUCAAGAUGCCACUGUGAGCCGAUCGAUGAUCCUGUACCAGCUUUUCUGUGUGUUAUAUAUCCUAGACUACUUUGUUUAUGAGGAAUACAUGACCUCCACAUGGGACAUAAUUGCUGAAAGGUUGGGCUUCAUGUUGGUCUUUGGAGAUCUAGUGUGGAUUCCUUUCACUUUUAGCAUUCAGGGUUGGUGGCUUUUGAGUAACAAGGCAGAGCUUACGACUGCUGCUGUAAUAGCCAAUUGCUUUGUUUUUUUGAUGGGGUAUCUGGUAUUUAGAGGAGCUAACAAGCAAAAACACAUAUUCAAAAAGAAUCCCAAGGCGCUCAUAUGGGGUAUGCCUCCAAAGGUCAUUGGGGGGAAGUUGCUUGCUUCCGGUUUUUGGGGAGUUGCAAGGCACUGUAAUUACCUUGGGGACUUGUUACUGGCUCUAUCCUUCAGUUUACCUUGUGGGAUAAGUUCCCCAAUUCCAUACUUUUACCCCAUUUAUCUUCUUAUUCUGCUAAUUUGGAGAGAAAGGAGGGAUGAAGCUCGCUGUGCCCUUAAAUACAAAGAAGUCUGGGCAGAAUACUGUAAACUUGUUCCAUGGAGAAUAUUACCUUACUUCUAUUAGAAACUAGGCUUUGACGAAGAUUGAAACUGGUGAUCUCUGUUUCAUGAGGUGUAAUUCCUAAUGUAAUUGAGCUAUUUCUUGAGUUAAGACCUCUGGCAUUCUUUUUUGUACUCU
Molecule: messenger RNA, 1436 nt
Organism: Corylus avellana
Lineage: Eukaryota; Viridiplantae; Streptophyta; Magnoliopsida; Fagales; Betulaceae
Gene: FK
Product: Ergosterol biosynthesis ERG4/ERG24 family
Biological process (GO): sterol biosynthetic process
Cellular component (GO): endoplasmic reticulum membrane
Molecular function (GO): Delta14-sterol reductase activity
Source: RefSeq, a predicted model, not a curated record